UUUCAGCAGCUGAGUAGUAUUGAACUAUAUUAUUAUAAAAAUUGAGGGGCGCUUUCUAGUUCUUAAAACCAAAAGAGUAAAAAAAAAAAAAAGAGGAGCCAAAAUGGAAAAUAUGAGGCCUGGAAUUGAUUAUGAAAAGCUCCAAAAAACGCAGGCAAGUAGGAUGAUAAUUUCAUAUCACGAAGUCUUGCAGCUUCUUGCUUCUCCUUUUUCCUUCGACUUUUACUUCUCAUCUAUAGUUAAAACAGGAAAGCCACUGACAUGGGAUUUGUCCCAACCUCCUCGUUGCCUUUCUCAAUCACCAUAACUGCUACCACUACUAUGACCAUCAGAAAACCACGUCUCCUCCACCACCACAACCGCCACAGCAGCCGCCUUCACUUCCUUUCAAAGUGUUCUCUUCUUCCUAGGAAAUGCAGUUUAAAUCUUGGGAGAUCAUGGAGGCUUCCUUGCAGCGUUCCUUGCAGCCUAUUGAAAGUUGAAGAGGAUGUAGAUGAUGAAGCAUGCGAGUUAGUCAGUGGAUUGGAGCUUUCAAUAGUGGAAGGCGAUGAUAGCAUCAAUACUUAUCUGUUGAACGCAGUGAAGAAUAAUAAUGGAACUGGGACAUUGCUCUUGUCUGGUAUUUUUGGGUUUGAAGAUUCAUCUACAAGAGAAUUCGCAUAUCGUGUGGCUUGUAAUGGCUACAAGCAUGAUAUUGGUUUGGUAUUCGUAAUUGCCGCACUUAUGUUUGUUUCAUUCAUUCUUAGAUCCAUUUUCCGCGCAAGUUGAAAUUGGCUCUUCGAGCUUCCAUAACUUUCUUGUGUAAUGGAACAGUGGAUCACAAAACAGGAACCACAGAGGGUCAGAAAAGACAUCGAUGCAUCAACAAAAGGGAUGGUUGACGAAUUCUUAGCUGCAGGAAUAUCUAAGAAGCAUGGCAUAAUUGGGUAUCCUUCUAUGGUACAAGGAUGGACCCUCCUUUAACCUCCACCAUAAAGCUUCCUAUGCUCUUUAUUUCAGGUGACAAUGACCCUCUUUGUACAGUCGGUGUCUUGUGAGAAGAGGAUCGGUGAGGGGUCGAAGGCGGUAAUUUUUUAAGGAAGAGGUCAUGGCUUUGCUCGUCAUCCGAACUCUCCUGAAGAAGAUACAGAUGCAGAGGAGGCUUUUACAAUUAUGAGAAAUUGACUGCAUUAUGGUUUGGUCAUGCAAAACUGAAAGCAAGUUAAUGAAUGUCCAAGCAUAUUCAUUAUACAGAACAAGUCUGCCACUGAUGAUGACAAGGGAAAAAUCUUUCGUCGUUCUGUGUUUGAUGUGGCCAAUGAUUUCUUGGUAUUGCUUAUAUGGCAGGCUGCUGCUUGAAUUGGAGAACUCCCUGUAUGUAAGGGAUAAGGACCUACCUAAUUAG
Populus euphratica (Euphrates poplar) is the source of this 1384-nucleotide messenger RNA. RefSeq lists its product as uncharacterized. The transcript has 3 exons. Bases 262 to 768 code for a protein of 168 amino acids. The record is from RefSeq and is a predicted model, not a curated record. NCBI's taxonomy places the organism in Eukaryota, Viridiplantae, Streptophyta, Magnoliopsida, Malpighiales, Salicaceae. Gene Ontology annotation, cellular component: chloroplast.